Tripterygium wilfordii is the source of this 2430-nucleotide messenger RNA. Its product is annotated as probable protein S-acyltransferase 4. The coding region runs from base 581 to 1810 and encodes 409 amino acids. Gene Ontology annotation, molecular function: protein-cysteine S-palmitoyltransferase activity. Lineage: Eukaryota; Viridiplantae; Streptophyta; Magnoliopsida; Celastrales; Celastraceae. The transcript has 6 exons. Gene Ontology annotation, biological process: protein targeting to membrane; peptidyl-L-cysteine S-palmitoylation. Gene Ontology annotation, cellular component: endoplasmic reticulum; Golgi apparatus. The record is from RefSeq and is a predicted model, not a curated record.
CCGGAACUCAUCGUUUCCAGCGUUUCUUGCAUCAAAGAGACAGAGAGAAAAUCUAUGUCUUGGUAUAAUCUCCUUAACAUACAUAAAAAAAAACUAGGGAAAAAUAAAAGGGAAUAAUUUUGGCGAGCAGAGAGCGGCAGCUGGUUUUUGAUCCAAAAACCUCUCUACGUCUCCGUUUCUCUCUUCACUGCUCAUUCAAUACGCUGUACACUAGGUUUAUGGAUUACCCAUAUUGGAAAGUUAGAGUUGUGAUUCUUUUUUAAUGUUGGUUCUUGGAUUUCUGAUGUUCACAGUUUAAGGAUAGAGAGAAGUUUUUCUGAUUGGAAGAAGAGGAGCAGGAGGAGGGGGAGAGGUGGGUACAGGGUACUCGUUGUUGUUUUUUAUUAGGAAUCCAAAUCCAUCAGCCAGAGGGGUAUGGCCCAGGAUAAACCUAUGAGACUCUAUCAAGCUUGGAAAGGAAGCAAUGCUUUAUUCCAUGCUAUUUUGAUGUUGUCAGAGAUUUUUCUGUGGGGGAAGGUUGAUCUUCGGUCCUGAUGCCGCAUCAUUGUUUCUGACUCUACUCCUUAUUGCUGUCCCUGCAAUGGUGUUUUGCAUAAAAAUCUAUUGUAAGAUCCAUGACAAGCUCACCAGACAUCCUGGGAGUUGGUAUCCUGUAUUGUUUGUUGGCGCUGCUCUCACAGUCAUGGAUUUAAUAUUUCUCUUAUUGACCUCUGGUAGAGAUCCUGGAAUAGUCCCCAGAAAUGUAAAGCCUCCAGAAACAGAUGAAGCAUGGGAAGUAACAACACCAUCGAUGGAAUGGGUUAAUGGUAGAACCCCUCACAUGAAAUUACCUCGAAUGAAAGAUGUAAUUGUGAAUGGCCACUCAAUAAAAGUGAAGUACUGUGACACUUGUUUGCUCUAUCGUCCUCCUCGUGCUUCUCACUGUUCAAUAUGCAACAACUGUGUUCAGAGAUUUGAUCAUCACUGUCCAUGGGUUGGUCAAUGCAUUGGAAUACGCAACUAUCGGUUAUUCUUCAUGUUUAUAUCUACAGCAACCAUUUUGUGCAUAUAUGUCUUUGUUUUUUCAUGGAUCAACAUUCUCGAAAAAGAGAAGAGUAUCUGGAAGGCCAUGUCACAUGAUGUACUGUCAGAUUUGCUCAUAGUCUACUGCUUUGUGGCUGUGUGGUUUGUUGGUGGCCUUACAUUCUUCCAUUUCUAUUUGGUUUGCAAAAACCAGACGACGUAUGAGAACUUCCGAUACCGAUAUGAUAAGAAACUGAAUCCAUAUACCAAGGGACUUAUGAGAAAUAUUGGACAAGCUUUUUUCUCCAAGAUCCCACCUUCAAUGAAUAAUUUCCGGUCUUUUGUUGAGGAAGAUGAGCAUAAGGCUGUUGGAUCUUUUACCCCUAAUUAUGGAGAGGCUAUUGUUAGCUCGAAGGAGAAAAUUGACAUUGAACUGGCACAUAACCUUGCAGACAAUAGUGCUUAUUCACUUCCUGAGAUUCUACGAAAUUUGGAUUACGAUGAUGAGGAGGAUGACUUGAAAACAAAACAGGACGAAAGCAAACCUGCUUUUGGUCCACUAUUCUGGACUGAGCAAGAUAUGCUAGAAUCAGGGCAAGUCUGUAUUAUUGCAGAUGAAGUAACCGAAUCCGUUCAAAGUACUACCGCUGGAGAUGGAGGAAGAGAAUCUUCACAAAUCUUGAAUUCUGAAGAUGGAGCUAGAGCUUCUGUUCAAAGUUCCACUUCUAGUGAGGAGAUUAAGCCUGUGGAAGAAACUAGAGAUAAUUGGAGCUCCCAUCAAACUACAACACCAGCUCCCCAAGUAUAGAGUUUCUCCUGUAAACAUCUCUUCUUUGGCUCGAACGUUUGGAAAUGGAUGUGAAAGUUCUCAUUUGUUGGAAUGGCUAUCACAUGUUGGUCAUCCAAGUCUUGAGGUUGAAUGCAGGUUGUUUUGCUGGGAUUCUGGGAAAGGAGAGCAAUUUGAUCGUCUGCUUGCAUCCAUUUGUUUGUCAUAAAGUUCAGACUCCUGUUUGUUGCAAGUUUGUAGAUGUCACACAUUUGUCCAAUAAUGCAGAAACCCGAAGGUGAAGGUGUCUGUAAAGGUAUGAGGGUCUGUAGAUAGUGUCAUAGGUUUUUCAACCCCCUUAUUUCUUUUUCUUUUUUUUUCUCCCAUCAUAUUUGACAACACAGAUUUGAAAAUUUUCUAUAUAUUUGCUUAGACUUCUAGUAUUGUCUUGGAACAUUUUAAUCACCGAAAAUUUGUAUUGACUCAAUCUUGAUAAGGUACAGUUUGCUUUACCCUCUUGGCUUUCUAUCAGAGCAGUAGUGUUUCUGGUAUUGGUCACAAUGGUUGUCAUAAUUUGAAGUUGAAUUCUUCCCUUCCAAGACCAACAGACAGUCACACACAUGUAUAUGUAUGUAUUGUCACAAUGGUUGUCAUGGCCAACA